AUGCCGGAGAUUCCGAUUGACUUAUUUAUGUUUGAGAUAUUGCCAAAUCUUACUGCAAGAGACGUAGGCCGUUAUAAGUUGGUGUGUAAAGAGUGGUGCUCUUUCCUGUCAACGGUAUUCUUUGCUAGGCUUCAUUGUCGUCAGAUGCCAUCGUUAACAAAGAUGCAAUUUGUUUUAAUAACAGGAGGCAUACAUCGUCCACUUCGUACACUUAGUUAUGGUUUAGCCAAUAUUUCUUUAACUGAAAUUGUGAAAAUGCCUUUCAAAACUCGUGCAGAAUAUAUGAUGAUCUUAGGUAGUUUGCAUGGAAUGUUAUGUGUCUGUCUAAGUAACACUUGUCAGUUGUUAAUAUGGAAUCCUCUCACCAAUGCCUAUAGGAACUUGUCCAUUCCUAAGAAAUAUGGGUUUUUCAAAGUAAAUUUUGAUGCUGUUGGCUUUUAUGUGGAUUACUUGAAGGAUUACAAUCUUUUACAUGUUGUUUUUAGGCGUAACAAUCAGUCGGUUUACAUUUACUCCAUGGAAAGCCAAUGUUGGAGGCAAAUAAAGUUUGUUAAAGACUUUAUUUUAGAUGAUCAGACCGUUCAAUGGUCAUGUGGGACUUUGUGUUGUAAUGGAUUAUACUUCACUGUAGGUUCGUGUUGGGAUUAUAAUGUGGCGUUAAUUGUUCGCUUUGAUAUGAAUUUAGAGACAUUUACUAAAGUUUCCUUUCCCUUUGAUGAGUAUGAAGUAAAUUUUAGAGGGUCUUUGGUUAAUGUUUCUGAUGAACUUCAUUUUUUUGUUCUUCAUGGUGCAUUUGAUGUUUCUGUUGAUUUGUGGAAGUUGAAAGGUGAAGAAUGGAUAAGGAUUUUGUCUGUACCUGAUAUUGAUUGUAUUCCAUUGCUUAUAAAAUGCUUUGUGAGGUACAUUGGUUCAAGUAAGAAGUGGUUGUUGAUGACUGAUUAUGGGGAUGUGUAUGAGUUUGAUUUGGAUGUGAGGAAAGUUGAUAAUUUCUAUCCUAUUAUCAACUUUUAUGCAUUAAAAGGAGCAGUGUACUCUGAGAGCCUUAUGUCUCCAAAUGUUUAA
Molecule: messenger RNA, 1062 nt
Organism: Helianthus annuus (common sunflower)
Lineage: Eukaryota; Viridiplantae; Streptophyta; Magnoliopsida; Asterales; Asteraceae
Product: F-box/kelch-repeat protein At3g23880-like
Exons: 1
Coding region: 1-1062 (353 amino acids)
Molecular function (GO): protein binding
Source: RefSeq, a predicted model, not a curated record